Anastrepha obliqua is the source of this 1363-nucleotide messenger RNA. RefSeq lists its product as uncharacterized. The transcript is spliced from 3 exons. The coding region runs from base 257 to 802 and encodes 181 amino acids. Lineage: Eukaryota; Metazoa; Arthropoda; Insecta; Diptera; Tephritidae. The record is from RefSeq and is a predicted model, not a curated record.
AUUGGAAAAUUUUAUUACUCACAGAUUUUACAAAUUAGGCAAUAGUGCACAGCUAACUGUUAAGUGAUGAUUGUGUGGUUACAACGGUUCGAUAGGUGUCGUGUUUUUGUGCUUUAUAAUAGUAAAAAAUAAAAAUAAAUAAAACACUACCGAAUCAUUUUACCUUUACUAAAACAAAACCAACAAAGAGGCUCCACAUUUUACAAACUACUAACCGCGACGGAACUCUCACUAACCUGCAGAUCCAUUCUAGGGGAUGCGACCAAAGGCGAGGAGGCCCGUGCGCUGCUUAAUAUGGCUGCAAACGCUCCAAUAUUGGGAGGAGAUACGAGAAUAUAUAAUAUCAAAGUUAGUUAAACAAAUUGAAGAGAUAUUAAUGGUGAAAAGCGAAAUUGAGUGCGAGACUGAAGUUCUGAAAUUUAAGAUUAUUAAGGGAGAAAUGAAAGAUGCUAUGGCGGAGAUAAAUAAUUAUAUAGCACAGAUCAGGCAAGAUAAAGCCGCACGGAAAGCCAAGGAUGUUACGCCGACAGAGAUAAAAUUACCGGCAAUUAGUCUGAUUGCAAACGAGAUAGGGAUACUCGAACGCCUUGGACACGUUGAAGAAGCGGAGAUGAAAAGAAUAUCACUUUUGAGAUCUCUUCCGAUCCAAUCAGUUGUCACAGGACCAAAUACAGUAAAUUUAUUAUUGCCUGAUGGCGGUGUAAUAGAGUGCGACAUCGACAUAGUUAUGCCGGGGCUUAAAAAAAGAAAUCGUAAGGCGGAAAUUUUAGAGCAUUUACUAACACCCAUAGGCGAGGAAUAAGGAGGAAGACUCAAAUUUAAGUUCGGCAUGCAUUCCAUCAAAUUGCUUGACUUAAAAAAUUACAGUGUUACAACAACCAUCGAUCUCAACUAGCUGCGAAAAAAUUAUAACCUGGAUGACAAUGUAUUACACAGUACAGAAUACAUUUUCCUCAUUUCCAAACGCGCUGUAGACUUUUCAUCUAACCGCUUAGGUGAUGAGAAGGAAGACGAUGACCACUGAAUAUUAUUUUCGUAAAGAAAGCACACAGUCCACUGCAAGUGCAGCUGACACUACACCGAAGUUACGAGAAUUCAAAUGUCUAUUUCCAGGACACUUUGGUUACUGGAGACGAUAUCCAAAAACUAAAAUAAAGCUGAAUGAAUAAUGUGUAUAUUUCAUGAAUUCGAGCAGAGAUUAAAGCGUUACAACCAAAUAUCUUUAGAGAAGUAUGUCAGAUAUAUAUUUAGAAACAAUCUGAUCGUGCAAAAUGGCAUAGUGGUGUGAGUUUGGUCUGCAUGUAACCAGUUUAAAGAAGAGCGAAUUAAAUGAAACAGAUCGGGAUGAGAGUGAACUUACCAC